AUGUCGGUCAACAUUGCGACCAGCGCGCGCCUUUCUUCGUCGCCGUUCAGAUCUGUCUACCCUGGAUCCGCGACGCUUCACGCGCCAGACUCCGUCGCCGUCUGGCAAUCUUCGCCGCCCAAGCCUGCCUCGAACGCGUCGGCCUAUUGCGACUUUGAUGUUGAAGAGCUGUCAGAGAACGAUCUGGACUAUCGCGAUAAUGCUCAAGUCCUACAUCCCUACGAGCUGGAGGAAGUCGAAACUCCUGCCCCAGAUCGCAAGCUUGAAAGCUCGUCUGACGAUAUGAUCGCGGAGGACGAUGGAGAGGAAACCCAAGACUCCGACUCUGCUGCUUUCGCCCGCAGACUACGUCGCAUGCGCUGGAAACCUGCAUCUCGCCCUUACUCCUUCACUCGUCCGUCACCUGCCCAACCAAACUCCCGCAAACGAUUGCGUUCAGAAGUCCCAGAUACCGACACCGAUUCAGACGGCUUAGACAGCCCAUACACCCGCUCUGAACCGCCGAGAGCACGCCGACGUAUUCGAGGGCCUGAGGAUACGUCUGUUGUCACCACACCUUCAUACCCGAGUGAAGCCUCCACUCCACAAGCACCUGCCAGUACCUUGCCCAACGAUCCCAUGGACAUUGAUGAACGAGUCCCUUGA
This is a messenger RNA of Aureobasidium subglaciale EXF-2481, 645 nucleotides long. RefSeq lists its product as uncharacterized. The transcript has a single exon. NCBI's taxonomy places the organism in Eukaryota, Fungi, Ascomycota, Dothideomycetes, Dothideales, Saccotheciaceae. The record is from RefSeq and is a predicted model, not a curated record. The coding region runs from base 1 to 645 and encodes 214 amino acids.